AUGAUAGAGAAUAAGUACAAAGCCCUUGUUCUUGACUCUAACGCGUUUAUUAACCACGCCUCCAUUAUUGGAGCAGCAGAGGAAUAUUACACCAUCGAACAAGUCUUCCGUGAGGUUCGUGACAAAAGUUCCAGAAAGGUUCUAGAACAGUUUCCGUUUGAGAUUAAGGUCCGUUCUCCUAGUAAGGAGGCAAUCGAUAUAGUAUCAAAGUUUUCACGAGCGACAGGUGAUUUCACUCAAUUGGCCCAAACAGAUUUGUUGCUGAUUGCGUUGGUAUAUGAUCUGCAAAAAGAGAUAGGUGGAAUCGAAGAGAUUAACUUAACUCCUAUAAUUCGUCGCGAUGAUAUUAUCGAUGUGAAUGAAAAGCGUAUUGUUGGAGUCAAUGUUUUGGAACAGCCUUGCAAAUUCUUUGCAACUCCCGAAAAGUGUCGCAACGGCCGCAACUGCUUCUACCGUCAUUCUGGGGAUCUUGAACGUCCUCGCCCUGCUCCAGCUCCCGCUGUUCCCAAGAUGGUAUCUCCUGCCAUGGAAGAAAAGAAAGACGCUACUGCAACUGAAGAAACGCCCAGCAAGCCGCGCGUAGUGAAGGGGUGGAAUAUCAAGAAGCCGAGCGAAUCGAUCUUCGCGAACGACGAUCGAUUCCCGACGCUGGGAUCGCACAAGAGCGAGGAAAAGCACCAGGAGGAUCGCGAGAUUUUGACCGUGUGCGCUACUCCCGAGUUCAAAGCGCGCUUUGCCAGCAAGGAGGAGAAGAAGGAAUCGGAGACUAUGCCUGUGGAGACUAUCGAAGAAAAAGAAGAAGAGUCGAAUGAAUCUGCAGAGGCAAGCAAAUGUGAGGAGGGCAAUUUGCAAUCCGAGUCGGAACCUGCAUCGGAACCCGAGUCGGAACCCGAGUCGGAACCCGAGUCGGAACCCGAAUCAGAACCUGAGUCGGAAGACUUGGAAUCUUCUUCUGCCAACCCUGAAAGCAAUUCAACCCUUGGCCCCGAUCCCAACAUCGAAAACACGUCCGAGGUGGCUCGGCCCACGACGCAGGGCAGUCACAUCUUCACGAGUGGCACCACGCUGGCGAGCACAGUGCACCCUGCGGACGAAGAGGACGAAGAGGACGAUAAUGAAUGGAUCUCCAGCGAAACCCUUGGCUCGUUCGAUCAUGGCCAUAUCUCCCGCAAGGAAGAAACGAACAACUCGAUCGACCGCAGUCGCUACGCUGCGUGCUGCACCAGCGAUUACGCCAUGCAGAACGUUCUGCUCCAGAUGAGGCUGCAGGUAAUAUCGUAUGACAACAAGCUCAUCACUCGGCUGAAGUCGUGGACGCGACGAUGCCGAGAUUGCUUCAGGUAGGAAGCGAGUAGCAUCGUUCAUCGUAGUGUCUGCAACGACGAGACGCGCCUGUUCUGUCCGGACUGCGGCCAUCCAUCGCUGGCCAAAGUAUCGGUUUACACAAUGCGAGGCAUGGUGCGAAUCGGAUACCCGCUCCAAUCGAAAAGUCUGCGCGGAACCAUCGUAGGAAUGGAGUGAGGUUGGAACGUGUAGUACUCGAUUGGGAAGAACGAUGAUCUGCUGUUGUGCGAGGAUCAGUUGAAGAUGGGGAAGUGGAAACAGCGGUUAAUCAAAAUGAGACGAGCCAAGAAGGAAGGAUGCAUUUUUGGGGAUGUAGGUGCAGAGAGUCUGGGUCUAGAGUCUGGAAAGACAACCGAUCAGGAGUUGCUUCAGCAAAUCGUUGUGGGAUAUGGAAGAAAGAAUCCGAAUGCGAUGAAGGGACGGGAAAAGAGAGGAAAGAAGAAGCAUAAGAAGUUCAGCCGCUAUUAAUGGUGAUUUAGUAA
This is a messenger RNA of Blastocystis hominis, 1826 nucleotides long. RefSeq lists its product as hypothetical. Gene Ontology annotation, molecular function: RNA endonuclease activity; metal ion binding. The transcript has 5 exons. NCBI's taxonomy places the organism in Eukaryota, Bigyra, Opalinata, Blastocystidae. Gene Ontology annotation, cellular component: preribosome, small subunit precursor. The coding region runs from base 1 to 1344 and encodes 447 amino acids. The record is from RefSeq and is a predicted model, not a curated record. Gene Ontology annotation, biological process: maturation of SSU-rRNA.